AUGGCACCAAAGGCCAAGAAGAAGCCAGCCGCCGAUAAGGCUCCGAUGGAGAAGAAGCCAAAGGUAGGGAAAAAGCUUCCGAAGGGAGGCGCCGCCGCCACUGUGAGACAAGAGAAAGAAGCGCGCGAAGAAGAGUGUGGAAACUUACAAGAUCUACAUCUUCAAGUGAUAUUUUUUGAGAAAUUGGCUCAGGAGGCGUCUAAGCUGGCAAAGUACAACAAGAAGCCGACUAUUACUUCUCGAGAAUCUCAGAACGCUAUCCGAUUGGUUCUUCCAGGAGAAUUGGCAAAACACGUCAUGUCCAAGGGUACAAAGCGAAUCAAUUCUCUGCAUCGCUCUCUUGCCCACCAGCCAUGA
Messenger RNA from Fraxinus pennsylvanica, 357 nucleotides. The record is from the annotation of a GenBank genome assembly. NCBI's taxonomy places the organism in Eukaryota, Viridiplantae, Streptophyta, Magnoliopsida, Lamiales, Oleaceae.